AUGGCCAUGACAGAUCUAGUGGCUUCGAGGGCUGCAUACCUCCAUGAAGCUGCACACAUGCUCGCAGUAUCAUCCCCUGCAGCUUCUGCCUUUCUUGGCUUAGCUAGGAAUCGACUCAUCGAGGACACCGAAUUAGAGGUACCCGCGAAAGAAUGGGAUGCACUUCGAAGAGAGACUUGCGCGUUGCAGCCUCAACUACGGAGGCAUAUGAAAAGAUCAGAAUCCAACGUGGCUAAGCAGUUGCCCAUCAUUUCGAAGUCGUCGAACGAAGAGGCUCCCAAGGUUCCCAAAACAGCCAACGCGAGCAGCAAACAGAGACAGAAAUCUCGUAAAGGUGGCCUGCAAGCCAUGCUCGAGAAGAACAAGACGCAGAAUUCAAAACCAGGCCUGGACUUGAUGGAUUUCAUGAUGUGA
This is a messenger RNA of Parastagonospora nodorum SN15, 414 nucleotides long. RefSeq lists its product as hypothetical. Lineage: Eukaryota; Fungi; Ascomycota; Dothideomycetes; Pleosporales; Phaeosphaeriaceae. Bases 1 to 414 code for a protein of 137 amino acids. The record is from RefSeq and is a predicted model, not a curated record. The transcript is spliced from 2 exons.